AUUAUAAAUAGUUUAAUUAAAAUCGUAUUUCCUAUCCAACAUUUCUUCUUAAAUUAUUUCAUAACAUAAAAUGCUUUUCUUAUUACAAAGAGUUUUUUGUGCAACCCAUAACAUCGAUUGCCGAGUUACCGGUGAUAAUUCUUAAAACAACAUGAACAAGACCGGGCCGUAAGUCCUCAUGUAGACGAACUCCACGAAGUUAUAAAAUCUUUAAAGGGAAAACUGUGAACGAAUGUAAAUUUUUAACAGUGUUAUUUUAUUACACAAAAUGAUUAAUAGGUCAAGAUUGCUUGCCCGCAAUUUGGGCGUUUUAAGGAAUUCUGCAGCUAUUGCGGAAAAUGGAUGUUUUGCAUCAUUUGCGCAACCACAUCCAGUUUACAGUCUCCAAGUUAGACAAAAGAGCACGACUCCUCUAAAUACAAUCAUUAUGUUUGUUCCACAACAAGAGGCAUGGAUUGUGGAACGAAUGGGAAAAUUCUUCAGAAUCCUGGAACCAGGUCUGAAUGUACUACUUCCUAUCGUUGAUAGAGUCAAGUACGUUCAAAGUUUAAAGGAAUUAGCAAUCGAUAUUCCAAAACAGAGUGCAGUUACAUCAGACAAUGUCACACUGGAUAUCGAUGGAAUAUUAUACCUGAGAGUUAACGAUCCAUAUUUAGCAUCAUAUGGUGUCGAGGAUCCUGAAUUCGCCAUAAUUCAAAUAGCACAGACAACUAUGAGAUCAGAAUUAGGCAAAAUAUCUUUGGACAAAGUUUUCCAAGAAAGAGAAGGCCUUAACGUUAACAUAGUUGAAAGUAUUAACAAAGCCAGCCAGGCUUGGGGAAUCACAUGUCUGCGUUAUGAAAUUCGUGAUAUAAGAUUGCCACCCAGAAUACACGACGCAAUGCAGAUGCAAGUUGAAGCGGAGAGAAAGAAAAGGGCUUCGAUUUUAGAAUCUGAAGGUGUCAGAGUAGCAGAAAUCAACGUUGCAGAAGGACAGAGACAAGCCAGGAUUCUUGUUUCCGAGGCGCAGAAGCAAGAGCAGAUUAAUAAAGCGGAUGGUGAGGCCGCUGCCAUUCUUGCAAUAGCACAGUCACGAGCACGUGGAUUAGAAAUUGUCGCGAAUUCCUUGGGUUUCAAAGAUGGCAAGGAUGCAGCUGCUUUGACUAUAGCUGAACAAUAUGUUCACGCCUUUGAUAAACUCGCGAGGACGAAUAAUACGUUGAUUUUGCCCAGCAACGUUGGGGACGUUUCAAAUUUCGUGGGACAGGCAAUGUCGAUAUACAAGCAUGUGAUAAAUCAGAAAUCUGGAUCAGAAAAUCAGUCACAAAUAACGAAUGGAUCGCAAUCUACAAUUCCCGUCGGGAUUGAAUCGGAUGAUAGCUACGAGUACUUCAGUGAUAAAGAGGAGGCUGAGAAACAUAAGAGAGCGAACAAAAGAUCUCCAAAGAAAUUGUAAAAUUAGAAUCUUUUGAAUAAAUGUUUUCUUUAUUAUCCGUUCGUACUGUUACAAAAAAUUAUAUUUUAAUGGAGCAAAUAUAAUACCAUUGAUAUAUACG
Messenger RNA from Belonocnema kinseyi, 1535 nucleotides. RefSeq names its product stomatin-like protein 2, mitochondrial (gene Stoml2). Bases 269 to 1435 code for a protein of 388 amino acids. The transcript is spliced from 7 exons. Gene Ontology annotation, cellular component: membrane. Lineage: Eukaryota; Metazoa; Arthropoda; Insecta; Hymenoptera; Cynipidae. The record is from RefSeq and is a predicted model, not a curated record.